AUGGACACUAUUAGUAAUGGUACCUAUAUGAAGUGUAAUGAGACUUUAUUACGUACAUGCUGGUGUCGUCCCGCAGCUCCUCGCUUUCGAAACAGGCGCUCGUGGUUGUAUCGAAUCAGGCCGUCGGUCGUGCACAAACCGUUCGUACCGAUCGACUGCGCUCCUCGUCUCGACUACGCGUGGGACGCUGCAGCUCCGACGCCGAAUCAGCUACGAUGGAAACCGUUCGACGUGCCGACCAGGCAAGCUGCCGAGGUAGAUUUCGUCCAAGGUCUGCACACGAUAUGCGGCGCGGGGGAUUGUCGCGUCCGCCAGGGCAUCGCCGUUCACGUGUAUCUGUGCAACGCCUCAAUGAGGGACAGGGCUCUCUACAAUGCUGACGGAGAUUUUCUGAUUGUGCCUCAGUUGGGCGCGUUGCUGAUAACCACGGAGUUUGGCAAGAUCCGUUGCGAGCCGAACGAGAUAUGCGUGAUCCAGCAAGGCAUGCGAUUCAACGUCGCGGUGUCCGGCCCAUCCCGGGGUUACAUCCUGGAAGUGUUCGACGACCAUUUUCAGCUGCCCGAAUUGGGGCCAAUAGGAGCGAACGGCUUGGCGAAUCCAAGGGAUUUUCAAACUCCGGUCGCGUGUUACGAGGACCGUGAAACAGAUUACGAGGUCGUUUGCAAGUAUCACGGCAAAUUGUUCGCCGCGGAGCAAGACCACAGCCCGUUCGACGUGGUUGCUUGGCACGGGAACUACGUCCCGUUCAAGUACCACCUCGACAAAUUCAUGGCCGUUAAUACGGUUUCUUUCGAUCAUUGUGAUCCGUCGAUCUUCACCGUGUUGACGUGUCCCUCUGGGAAAGCUGGCACAGCAGCGGCCGAUUUUGUGAUAUUCCCACCACGGUGGUCCGUGCAGGAGCACACUUUUCGGCCGCCUUAUUAUCAUCGGAACUGUAUGAGCGAGUUCAUGGGCUUGAUAAAGGGACGAUACGAGGCCAAGGAGGAAAGCUUUCAUCCAGGCGGUGCGUCGUUGCAUUCCAUUAUGACGCCACAUGGACCGGACGCCUCCUGUUUCGAAACUGCCUCCAACAGCGAGCUAAAGCCCGAACGUGUCGCCGACGGGACUCAAGCCUUCAUGUUUGAGACAUCUUACAGUCUGGCGGUGACCAACUGGGCUGCCAAACUCACCAACAAGUUGGACGACGAUUAUUACAAAUGCUGGCAGUCCCUCAAAAAACAUUUUUCGUUCUGAAAUGAAUACAGUCCUUGGCUUAAUAAUAUAUCGCUUUUCAGAAGGGCAUUCUUAUUUUUCCUAUCCCUCCAGUUACAUGUUUUUACAUUCCGUCGUAUCCUAUCUUGUGAAAAGAGGCGAAAUGAUAAGAAUACAGGAUUACAAGUAAUUAUGUAAUUACUAGAUUCGAUUUUUCGUUUGUUC
Molecule: messenger RNA, 1416 nt
Organism: Frieseomelitta varia
Lineage: Eukaryota; Metazoa; Arthropoda; Insecta; Hymenoptera; Apidae
Gene: hgo
Product: homogentisate 1,2-dioxygenase-like
Exons: 7
Coding region: 1-1233 (410 amino acids)
Biological process (GO): L-phenylalanine catabolic process
Cellular component (GO): cytoplasm
Molecular function (GO): homogentisate 1,2-dioxygenase activity
Source: RefSeq, a predicted model, not a curated record